This is a messenger RNA of Cercopithifilaria johnstoni, 804 nucleotides long. The record is from the annotation of a GenBank genome assembly. Lineage: Eukaryota; Metazoa; Nematoda; Chromadorea; Rhabditida; Onchocercidae.
AUGUGCAAGAUUAUCGUCUGCUUAUUACUGCUUACUGCAGGAAUCACUAAUGCACGUAAAUUUAGUGUGGGAGGGAAGGGUUCAAGUCGUGGUUCAAGUGCUGCACGAAUGAAUGUGAAAAGUGGUCAACAUCCACAACAGAGUGGUCAUUACCCACAGCAGAUUGGUCGUUAUCCACAGCAGAGUAAUUAUCAUCCGCAUCAAAAUGGGUAUCAUCAACCAGCACCCGGAGGUUAUCACCCCAAUCAAGUUGGUGGAUAUCAUCAGCAGAGCGGUGUUGCUCCUAGCCAAAUGAAGCCGUCCAACAAAGGAGCAUUUGGGACAGCACUUGCUGGUGGUCUAGUUGGAGGUGUCGCAGGUGGAGUAAUUUUUCACAUAGGAAAGGCAGUUCUCACUUCCAAAUCCGAACCCCUGACAAUACCAAACGGUCAAAAUUACUAUUUUGAUGAACGGAAUUAUCAGCUCAAGAAUGGUUAUUUUAUAUGUUCAAUGCUGAUCGAUGAUGUAGUGAAAAUGUUGCAGGAAAAUUCAACAAAUCCAACGCCAGCUAUUAAUGAAUCAACAAAUUCAACCGCUAUGACGCCAGCGCAAUUCUUUAAAACAGUACAAUUCAGCGAUGGUUCAAGGCCGAAAUCAUUAACCUGGGAUUGUAAGACUGGUUCAGAGGUAUGCUGUGGCAUCGAUUGUUGUCCGGCACAACUGUUAACAAAGCAGAAAGAUAAGGGAAAUCAUGGACAUCAUGGAUUUGGAGGACCAUCAUGGGUUGUUUUUGCUAGGUUUGUUGAUAUUUUAAAAUUUAAAUAA